AUGGUAUUUUCUUUUUGGAACACUGUCAGGUUGGUUGUUCCAAGACAACCUAUAGAGUUUCGCGAUAAGGCAACGGACGAGAGCGUUACCGUACAAAGAAUAAUUGAGGAGGAUAUUCCAGAAUUUAGGGACGGCGCGAGGCAACUAUUUCAUCCUUUAUAUUUUACAGGUUUACUUCAGACUUUUGCUACCUUUUCUAGGAAUGCUAGGAACGUUGACAUUGUUUGGUACCGAAGGCUAAUGCUAAAUUACGAGGAUGGAGGUGUAGGAGCACUGGAUUUUGUAACGCCGCACUCCACGUGGGAAAAAUAUAAUUUAGAUGAUAUGGAGAUUCCCGAGACCCAAAAGAACAGUCUUGGUCCGUUCUGUAGAUACUUUACUACUCCGGAGAUUGACGCGCUUCCCUCUGCAGAUGAAAAACCAAUAUUAUUGUAUUUACAUGGUUUAACCGGAGGUUCUCAGGGAAGAUGGGUACGACACACUGUGAAGCUUAUAAACGAAAAGUAUGGGUUUGAAGCAUGUGUUCUGAACCACAGGGGCUGCGGGUAUUCUACUAUCACAACCCCGCGAUUAUUCAAUGCUCUCUCAACAAAUGAUCUACGCACCGCAGUAAAUAAACUGCGGAGUUUAUAUCCAAAUCGUAAAAUCUAUUUGAUGGCAACUUCAUUUGGAUCAUCGCUGGUGAUAAACUAUCUGGGACAGGAGGGUAGCAAAUCCGAGAUUUCAUGUGCUGUGGUGCUAGGUACUCUUUGGGACUUUUCAGCUUCUCAACACUCUCUUAAACGCAAUAAGUUGAACAAUAAAGUAGUUGGCAAUAUGAUUACUCGCAAUCUAGUUGCCAUGGUGAAAGAACACUUGGAUGAACUGCUGAGGGACCCAAAUAUGGUGGAAAGCUACAAGAAGUUGGAUACAGUAACAACAUUCGAAGAGUAUGAUAAUGAAUUUACUGCCAAAAUAUUUGGGUACAACACAUCCUUUGAAUAUUAUCGUCAUGCCAGUUGUGUAAAUCAGAUAUUGCAGGUAAGGACACCUUUGAUAUGCCUUAACUCAUUAGACGAUCCGCUUGUGCCAGCCGAAACUAGCCCUCAUAGAGAAGUUGACGUUAAUCCUUAUCUAUUGUUAGUGGAAACCACUAAAGGUGGUCACGUUGGCUGGAUAACACCUAAUGGCACUAGGUGGGGUCUCGAAUCUGUUUGUAAGUUAUUUGCCAAAUUCCAGGAAAGGAUAGUCGCUCAUAAGUUGACGGCUGAUAUGGCUAGUGUGGUAUUGCCCACACCUGUUUAUUUUGACAAUUAA
Molecule: messenger RNA, 1296 nt
Organism: Eremothecium sinecaudum
Lineage: Eukaryota; Fungi; Ascomycota; Saccharomycetes; Saccharomycetales; Saccharomycetaceae
Gene: MGL2
Product: putative carboxylic ester hydrolase
Exons: 1
Coding region: 1-1296 (431 amino acids)
Biological process (GO): medium-chain fatty acid catabolic process; medium-chain fatty acid biosynthetic process
Molecular function (GO): acetylesterase activity; monoacylglycerol lipase activity
Source: RefSeq, a predicted model, not a curated record